AGAAGGGAACUCUGUAGAAACCAUCCAGUCUGGGCAGAGCCCCCACUCCGCUGGCCUGGAGAGCCACGAAUCCGGCGCGCGUCCUCCCCACCUUGCCCACCAGGGGGCGACAAGUCCCUGUUAAGGGGUCGCGGGCCGCAGAGCUGGUGGGAAAUGGUUGAGGGGCGUGCGUGGGUCAGCGUUCCUUGGGGACCCGUGAAGCCUGGGCUUAGGGCUCACAGCGGGGGUCCCCAGCACAGACAGGAGGCGGACAGCUUCCCGUGAACUGCAGGGGAGUCCCGGGACGCUGUCCUCCAGCGAGGUGGGGACCGGCUACGUCCCUCAGUUCCCCCCUCGGUCCUCGGGCCACAGGGACAUUAGACUAGGGGAUCAGUUCUUCCAGCCCUGCUCAGGCCUCUUCUGACCAGAGGAGCUGCGACCGACGGGGAGUUCAGGCCUCUUGGCGACCGCGGUCUCCUGAACUCGACCCCCUCCCUGCUCCCAUGGGGAAGAACCCCGCCCCUAGAACGGCCUCCCCUCCAGGUGUCUCCCCUACACUACCCCUCCGCCGGCCGGGCACUCUGCCAGCCCUAGGGAGGCAGACCCUGCCCCUUCUAGCGCCUCCCCUGCUUGGACCUGGUCCCCGCCCCCGGCCGCCUGCCAGCCCCGGAGGCGUACACGUGGUAGAUCCCGUCAGUCCCGGAAGUCUCGCGUUACUCAAACGCCUCGCGCAGUCGCACUUGCCCUCAGGGAAGGGGCGGGGUGAACGGAAGCCGGGAAGGAGAUUCGUGGUUCGCGGGGUGUGGGCGCGCGUGCGCACUCCGCAGCCCGUUCAGGACCGCGGCGCUGGCAGGGCGCCCACGAGCCGGCAGGUUGGUUGCGCCCCCAUCCUUCUUUCCCUGGGACCUGGGGUCGCGGUUACUUGGGCUGGCCGGCGAACCCUUCAGUGGCCUGGCGAGGAGCAGGCCUCGCGCGCCUGGAAGGCUCUGUGGAGCGAAGAGAACAGCGGCUUGCUCUGUUUCCCAGGCUAGAGUGCAGUGGCGCGAUCCCGGCUCACUGUAGCCUCGAACUCC
Molecule: messenger RNA, 1052 nt
Organism: Chlorocebus sabaeus (green monkey)
Lineage: Eukaryota; Metazoa; Chordata; Mammalia; Primates; Cercopithecidae
Source: RefSeq, a predicted model, not a curated record